AUGACUUCGAUUUCAACAAAAUGGACACCAAAAAAACGUGAUUAUAUAUCCGAAUAUAAACAGUUGAACAAAACUACAAAUGUUACAACAUCUCAUCCUCUUGGUGUUAUUGUUACAAAUAAACCACAAACAAUAACAUCAUCAUCAUCUCCAAUAGUUGAUCCUCUUUCAUUGAAAACAACUCAGGCUGAAAUUGAUCCAUUAUCACGUGCAUUAGCAGCUGCAAUAACAUCAAAAACCGAGUCAACUGAUAAAUAUUUAUCAACAAUAACAGAUACAUUUGAACCAUGGUCAAGUAAAAAAGGUCUUAUUUUAAAUCAAUACAUAACAACAAAAAAAAUUAGUAUGACAACAGCUAUGAAUAAUACUAAUGAUGAUUCGAUCAUUGAUAAUACUAAAAUAACAGAUAUGACAACAACAUCGGAAAGAAUUAAAAGUCGUCUUGAACAAUUAGAUGCAUUCGAAGGUGGACAACAAACACAAACUUUAACACAACAAGAAUAUAUAAAUCGUAUUAAUGAGAUGAGUAAAGAUAUGAGUCAAGCAUGGAAAAAUGACCAACGUGUUAAAACAUUAAAAAUUGCUAUACAAUGUUCUAAAUUAUUAGCUGAUAUGAAUGUUAUGGAAUUUUAUCCAAGUAAAUUUUGUUUAAUUACAGAUGUAAUAGAUACUUUUGGAAAAUUAGUUUACGCACGUUUAUUAGAAAAAAGUGCAUCGUCAACUGGAAAAAUACCUGAUCGUGUUGUACCUGAUCUUAUUCCAGAAACUACACGUGAAACAGCUCGUAAUUGGUUUUAUAAAAUAGCUAUUAUUCGUGAAUUAUUACCACGUAUACUUAUUGAAGCAGCUAUUCUUAAAUGUUAUAAUUUUUUAUCUGCAACUCAUUAUCGAUCAGCUCUUGUACAAUUAGUUAAAAUGUGUCGUGGAAUUGGAGAUCCAUUAGUAGCUGCAUAUACUCGUUGUUAUAUUUGUCGAGUUACAAUUGAUAUUGAUUUUAAAUAUCGUGAACCUAUUGAAAUAGCUUUUACAGAUUUAUGCCAUUCAUUUCAUCAAAUAAGCACAACAACUGUUAAAAAUAUGUAUCAAUCACAAAAAUUAACAACUAGUAUUUAUUUAUCACUUUAUUCACCAGCAUUAGAUUGGAUUGUUCAAUGUUUGUUACAUAAUGGUGGUGUUAUAUUAAAUGCACUUUUAAAUACACUUCCAUCAAGUCAUGUUCGUUCAAAAGUUCAACAAUAUAUUGAAAUGAUUAGUGAAUGUGAUGAACAAUAUUUUCCAAAAAGUAUACUUUAUCGUUCUCUUGGUCUUUCUCUUCUAUUAUCACCACCUGCAUCGACACCAUCUGAUCUUCAGUUAUUAAAUAGUGUUUGGAAAGUAGUUACAAAAUUUAAAGAUCCAUCGACACGAGAAUUGAAUACAAUGUUGGGUGAUAUUAUUAAACAUUUAACACCAGAUCGUGUUUUUGAAGAAUAUUAUGGAAAAUUACAUGCAAUUAUGAUUAAGCUUCUAGCAAAUAUUCAAGAUUUUGCAUCAUUACUUGCUAUGGAUAAAAUAUUACCAUUUCUUGAUUUAUUUCAACGUGAACAUAUUCGAGUAGAUUUAUUUAAAUCAAUUUUAUAUGCAUUUAUUAAUAAAAAUCCACAAGAAAAAACAAAUGAUCCAGUAUUAAUAGCUGCUAUGAUGCAUUGUGCUAAAAGUGUUCAUGAUACACUUGGAGCUUUGACAAAUGAUGAUGAAUUACGUGAAGUUAGUGGACUUUUAUCUUCAUUAAUACGUAAAGUUGAUUAUGGAAAAGAUGUUGAAGAAGAACUUAAAUUUUGUGUUGAAGCUCGUGGUUUAUUUGGUUAUUUAGAUUCAGUGACUAUCACACUUAUACAGAAAGUAAAUACAUUAGCUGUAUCAACACAUCGUAUUGUUAAUGGUGUACAUUCAACUGCAACAUCAUCUUUUAUACGUGCUUGUAUGGCUUUUUGUUAUAUAACAAUUCCAUCAUUAGAACAUCCUUUAAAUAAACUUCAAUUAUAUACAUUAUGUGCACAAACAGCAUAUUUAAAUCAAAGUCUUUCACAAGGUGAUGGUUUUCUUAAAAUGGCUAUAACACUUCUAUCUGAUUUUCCUAAACAAAUUGAAAUUGAUGGAAAAUUAGUAUCAAGUGAUAAAUAUUUAUAUGAAUCAAUUACAAAUAUGAUGUCAACACUUGUUAUUGUACCUGAUAAUCCAGAUGCAGGUGUUUUAUAUCUUGCUCAUGGUUUAAAUAAUGUUAUUAAUCAAAUGAAAUGUUUUGAUGAUACAAGUGAAACACGUGUUAUGCUUUUAAUGAAUAUGUUAUGUCUUAUUUCAACACAAAUUCAAACAUUUUUACCGUAUCAUAUUUCAAAAAUCGAAUCAAAUGAUACCUUAUAUGGUAAUGAUGAAAAUUUUCUUAAUGAAAUUCAUCAAAGAUUAAGUCGUAUUUGUGAACAAAUUAUACAAAUUCUUAAAGAUUUAGCAAAUACAAAUCCCAAACGACAAUCAACAUUAGCACUGGAAUUUUUCAAUCGUUUAAUUGCACAUGGAGAUUUAAAUCAAUCGAAAUGUAUUAAAUUUGCUGUUAAUCUUUGGAAUUUAGCACAAAAAAGUCCAAACCCAGAUGCACAAAAAUUGGCUAAACGUAUUUUAACUCAUAUUGAAGCUCGUUCUGUUCAUGAUCAAUCAUUUAAACGUUUGUCUCAACUUAUUUUAGGUACUACAAAUGAUACAAGUCAAUUAUCAUCUCGGUCAUCAUCAUCAUCAAAUUUUAUGCAGCCACUUAAUACUACUGAUUGA
Messenger RNA from Rotaria sp. Silwood2, 2805 nucleotides. NCBI's taxonomy places the organism in Eukaryota, Metazoa, Rotifera, Eurotatoria, Philodinida, Philodinidae. The record is from the annotation of a GenBank genome assembly.